Molecule: messenger RNA, 834 nt
Organism: Penicillium cinerascens
Lineage: Eukaryota; Fungi; Ascomycota; Eurotiomycetes; Eurotiales; Aspergillaceae
Exons: 1
Coding region: 1-834 (277 amino acids)
Source: RefSeq, a predicted model, not a curated record
AUGGCGAACGAACCUGGCGUUUUAUUGGAAGAUUCGCUAGAAACGAAACAGGCGCCUCAUUUAGAGACAGCGAUUCCAGUUUUUGCGGUUGGCGCCGAGGUUGGCAUUACCCAGACAAUCCGGAUAGAGACUCUAAAUGAGUUUAAAACCCAUAUGGGAUCCUUCAAUGCCUCACAAACAUUACACGUCGCCGUGCGGAGCUUUUUCGAUAAUGGCGGUGCAUUCUGCUACCUUAUUGCCACCUCCCAAUGGGUCUCAGAGAUCCCGAAGCUAAAGACCGUCACCUUGCUGGUGGCUGCCGGGCAAGAUAUCCUCCAGCCCGUCUCCCAACUUUGCCAGCCAGGUGCAUGCCUAUUUGCGCUGUUAGAUGGACCCCAGGGAAGUCUUGCGGAUGAAAAUCUCGCCCAUUACCCCUCGGCUUCUCAUGCCGCGGUUUACUACCCCUGGCUAUCAGCAGAGUGGGCAGGAACUGCCAUUCCACCUAGCGCUGUUAUGGCAGCGCUGUACUACAAGACGGACAAGGAAAGAGGUGUCUGGUCAACGCCUGCCAAUAUAGCGCUCCAAAGAGAUUUGAGUCCCCUAAGUUCGGUCACCGAUGAACAGCAAAGGCAACUCUUACAUAUCAACAUGAUUCGCAACUUCCGUGGCCGAGGUACACUAGUCUGGGGGGAAGAACAUUGGAUCAAAGCUCGACCGAGCUUCGGUAUAUCUCUGCCCGUCGUCUUGUCGAUUCUAUCGAACGAGACCUUCGGUCAAUUCUCAGCACAUUCUUGUCCGAGCCUAACACACCUAGGACAUGGCAGAGUAUACGCGCGACAUUCGAAAAUUAUCUGA